GGGUUGGUGGAGACUUAACAGACACAAGUACCCAACUCUCUCCAGGAUGGCUUCCGAUAUCUUGUCAAUACCCGUGUCUACUGUUGCCCCCGACGCUGUGUUUGACACCGAAAUAAAAAGAAUGGACAGUUACCGGACUUCAUUGGGUACGGCGACUCUUGAAGCCCUUAUCUGCGCCAAGGAUUGGAUUCAGUAUGGACCGUUACCACAACCACCAGCACUUCAAGAGUCUAAUGCUGCUGUCAAAAUGGAAUUCUAGUGCCAUAGGUUUCAUUUGUUUUCUUCCUUUAGGUAGAUCAUUGAUGGGCCCUUUUCGGUGGUUUUUAGAUGGUAAACAGCGGUGCUAGUUAAAUUUUGCUUUUCCGACAGUCAUAGAAUGCUUACGGUUCCAACUUUUAUGGUUGUAGUAUAGCAACUGUUUACAUUAUUGGUUAGUAAUUUAGCCGCAGGAUAAAUUGCCCCAGUGUAUAAUUUUUUCUCCAUUUUUCCUAUCUUCUUAGAAAGUUGAUUCUGUCUACUUUUUAUGAUGAAUUGUUGUAAUCAUCGGUAUAUUCCGCUGUUAGUAUCUCUCUCAUUACUUAGUCGAGGGAUAUAUCCUCCGUUGUAUUGUAGAAUUUCUGGGUCUGACUGAUAAUUCGAAUACAAGCAUAUAAAUUUGUUGAAGCCAUCCAAUUUUCCAUAACCUGUCAGUGCUGGUGCGAACACGCUGCCGGCGGUAGAGAGGAAUGCUUUUUCUCUUUGUAUGAUGUUCUUUCUUGCUUCCAGAACUCACUGGAUCUUCUCAUCUCUAAGCUUGUCAGUCUAUGACUCUUUGAACUUCAUGAAAAGGAUCGCUAUGGCAUCUGCAACUCCAACCCACUUGUCAACGUAUACCCAGCUUCAGUCUUUCGAAAACCCAGCACCAAUUGCUCUCUUUGAAAACUGCAAUUCCAUGGACUACAUCAAGCAAAUACAUGCCCAAGCAGUGAAAACAGGCCUCACAUCGCACCCGAUCGUGCGUAACAGAAUCAUCGUGUUUUGUUGUACUGAUGAAUUUGGUGAUGUGAACUAUGCCCGUCAGGUGUUCGACACAAUUUCUGAACCAGGUGCGUUUCUUUGGAACACCAUGAUCAGAGGCUAUAGUCGGAUACGAUGCCCUCAAGACGGGGUCUCUUUGUAUUUAGCAAUGCAGAGGAUGAGUGUCAAGCCCGACUGUUACACGUUUCCGUUCUUGUUGAAGGGAUUCACACGUGAAAUUGCGCUGGAAUGUGGCAAAGAGUUGCACGCUCAUGUGUUGAAGUAUGGACUUGAUACUAAUGUUUUUGUUCAAAAUGCAUUGGUGCAUAUGUAUUCUGUUUGUGGCCUAAUUGAUAUGGCAUGUGGCGUUUUUGAUAUGAUUCAUGAGAAGGAUGUUGCAACUUGGAAUGUAAUGAUUUCUGGGUACAAUCGAAUCAAGAAGUUUGAUGAAUCCUUGAAGCUUUUUAGUGACAUGGAGAAAACAGGAGUGUUGCCCACUUCAGUCACACUUGUCUCGGUGAUAUCAGCGUGCUCCAAAUUGAAGAAUUUAGAUGCCGGGAAGCAGGUUCAUAAAUACGUCAAGGAUUGCCUGAUCAAACCUGAUUUGGUGUUGGGAAAUGCUUUGGUUGAUAUGUAUGUAGCUUGUGGGGAAAUGCACGUUGCACUUGAGAUUUUCGAAAGGAUGAAAACAAAGGAUGUAAUUUCUUGGACUACCAUUGUUAAGGGGUUUGCCAGUUCUGGACAAGUUGAUCUAGCUCGGAGCUACUUCGAUGAGAUGCCUGAAAGAGACUACAUUUCAUGGACUGCAAUAAUGGAUGGGUACCUCAGGGUGAACCGGUUCAAAGAGGCACUGGAACUUUUCCGCCAGAUGCAGACUUCGAAUGUAAGGCCAGAUGAGUACACUAUGGUAAGCAUUCUAACAGCCUGUGCACAUCUAGGAGCACUUGAACUCGGAGAGUGGAUAAAAACUUACAUUGACAAGAACAAGAUCAAGAAUGAUGUAUUCGUUCGAAAUGCUUUAAUAGACAUGUAUUUCAAGUGUGGAAAUGUUGAGAAAGCUUUGAGGGUCUUUAAUGCAAUGCUUCAAAGGGACAAAUUUACAUGGACGGCUGUGAUUGUUGGCCUUGCUGUUAACGGACAUGGUAAGGAAGCUCUUGACGUGUUCUCUCGAAUGCUAGAAUCUUCGAUAACUCCCGACAGGAUAACUUUCAUCGGUGUUCUUUCUGCGUGUAAUCACUCUGGAAUGGUAGCUGAAGGAAGGAACUUUUUCGAUAGUAUGACCACCCAACAUGGAAUCCAGCCUGAAGUUUCACAUUACGGGUGCAUGGUGGAUCUUCUUGGCCGAUCAGGGAAUCUAAACGAAGCUUUUGAGGUUAUACAGAACAUGCCAAUGAAACCAAAUGCAGCUGUAUGGGGAGCUCUGCUUGGCGCUUGUAGAAUGCACAGAGAUGUAGAACUGGCUGAAAUUGCAGCUAAACAUAUGCUCGAGUUGGAGCCCGAUAACAGUUCUGUUUAUGUUCUCUUGUGCAAUAUAUAUGCAGCUUGCAGUAAAUGGGACAAUUUGCGCAACGUAAGACAACUGAUGAUGGACAGGGGAAUCAAUAAGACGCCUGGUUGCAGCUCGAUAGAGGUGAAUGGUAAUGUUCAUGAGUUUGUUGCCGGGGACCGGUCACACCCUCAAUCCGAAAAAAUCUAUUCCAAGUUGGAUAAGACGAUUGAAGACUUGAAGGUUGUCGGGUAUUCGCUGGAUACAUCGGAGGUUUUCCUUGGUAGGGGAGAGGAUAAAGAGAGUGCAGUUUGCAGGCAUAGUGAGAAAUUAGCAAUGGCAUUUGGGCUGAUUAGUUUGGGAGAUGGGGCGACAAUUAGAAUCAUGAAGAACCUUAGAAUCUGUGUGGAUUGUCACAGCAUGGCAAAGUUGGUCUCCAGAGUUUAUGAUAGAGAAGUGAUUGUUAGGGAUGGAACUCGGUUCCACCAUUUUAGACACGGUUCGUGUUCGUGUAAAGAUUAUUGGUGACGGUUUGAUAAAAGGACCUUUGGCCAGUUUAGCCGACGCGGCCAAGGAGGCGGGAGAAUCAGUUAGGAUUAGAAUAGGUCAAAUGUUUGAUGAUUAACUUGCUUUCUUAAUUGAUAAAUCCUAUAAGUCUCAGAGAGAGAAUUUGCAUGUACAGAACCUAUAAGUCUCACCUGUAUUAAAGAUAUAAUAUUCAGCA
Molecule: messenger RNA, 3206 nt
Organism: Pyrus x bretschneideri (Chinese white pear)
Lineage: Eukaryota; Viridiplantae; Streptophyta; Magnoliopsida; Rosales; Rosaceae
Product: putative pentatricopeptide repeat-containing protein At3g15930
Biological process (GO): RNA modification
Molecular function (GO): RNA binding; protein binding; zinc ion binding
Source: RefSeq, a predicted model, not a curated record